Molecule: messenger RNA, 1740 nt
Organism: Williopsis jadinii
Lineage: Eukaryota; Fungi; Ascomycota; Saccharomycetes; Phaffomycetales; Wickerhamomycetaceae
Exons: 1
Coding region: 389-1648 (419 amino acids)
Source: RefSeq, a predicted model, not a curated record
GAUAAUGCACCAGCUUCACUGUUGAUAAUGCCCUAGCGCAGAGUCAUGCGAUGCGUGCAGGUGGAAGCCCCCCGUGGUGCACAGUUCAUGCCAGCACACGAUGAUGAGACAUACCACCAAGUACACUACAGAAUCAGCAUUAUAAGGCGGGUCCGUUGUUAAGAGAAGUACGAGGAAAAGAAAGGCCACCAGUGGACCAGGAGGGCACGUUUUCGCCAGGCACCAGUCUUGUUUGCCUCUGAAAAGUGGUAUCACCUCAAAUACCUCAGCAACUUGUCUUGGUGUCUUGGGUGUAUAAAAGAGUAGGCAGCCCUUGUACGCUGACUCCUGGUGAGUAGUGACGAUUGCUCGCCUGUGGCAGUACGUAGAAGAGGUGAUCACAAAGACCAUGCCAGUGACCAUCUCAGGAAACCACUAUACUGUGAAGCUCGAGGUCGAGCAACCAGAGAGUUUGAGCGCAGAGGGCGAAGAAGCUGUCUAUACUGUUGGUGAGCAUGUUGUUUGCAAUGUGACAUUGCAGGUGCUCACCAAGGCAGUGGCGUUCAAGGAGAUCGCCGUGGAGUUCACUGGACAUACCACUGUGGUGGCCCACGAAGGUCUCAAGCCACUGGACUCUGACGACAUAAGCACCCAUGAGACCGUGACGCAUCGCCUGUUUACCAACCCUCUGUCGUUGCUUUCCCAGGCCGGCGAGUUCGAAAUGACACCAGAAACAGGUGACUUCACCAUAGAACCGGGUGUUUACCAGUUCAAGGGCCAAUUUAUCUUCCCAAAGACAGCUGAGACGGGGACAAUCAACCUCUCUGCCGACUCUUAUAACGUCAAGAAGCCAAAGGACGCAGGCUACACCACCACGAUGGUUUCGCAGCUCCCAUCAACUUGUUACUUUGAUGCCAUGGACCAAGAUGGCGAGAAGAGAGGCUAUGCCUUUGUCGAGUACGCAGUGCACCUCAAGGUGACAGACGCAAAGGAAGUUCAGGACCACUUUGCAAAGCUUCACUUUGUCGGCAAGAGUAAUACCAAGGACGCUGGCAACACGGCAACAACCUUCACCACGUCCAACGCUGUGUACCUCCAGGGUCUGCCACUUCCAGGUGAGAAGGAGAAGAACAAGCUUAAGAAGCUGCUCAACGGUGUUAAACACACCAUCUUUGACUCUGAGCUGUGUCUCGGUGCCCCCUUAUCAGCAAAACCUGGAGAAACACUGAGUCUGAGCCUGCGUAUCCUCAACAAUCUCCCUGACAGUGAGAAGAAUCUCGUGAAGUACGUGAAGAGCUUCCAGAUGAGCUUUGUCACGCAUGCCUUGAUCAGAACACAGUCGAUCCCAAAGAUGGUCCUGGCCAAGAAACACGACUGGAUCAAGCGCACAAACGUUGGCCAGUUCGACUUUGCCGCCAACAGAGUCUCCGACCUCCACCUGAACCACGUCGGCAUGGAGCUUGAUCUGGCCCCUCUCAUCGACGUCCCUCUAACUAUCCCGCACACCACGGUCAACUCCUUCCACGCAACGAACCUCAAGGUGUACUACACCAUUGAGGUCUUCAUGAGGCUCGGAGACCUCGAGGAGGAGUGGGACCAGGGUGGCAUCGACUUCAAGAUUGUCAGGGAUAUCGUCAUCGACGAUGAUCGUCAUGCAGAAGGCCCAUGAGUCUGUCCCCCGGAUCCCCAAUAUCGGAUCCCCAGCCUACUUGUUCCGGCUACAAGUCCCUCAUUAGUCUUGCGAUUUAACUUAUGCUUUUC